ACGGUGCACGAAUUUACAAACAUUUCGGUUAUAUUUCUUUUACGAACUGCUUUAAAACUAGCUAAACUUUGUCUUUUAACAUUGUUUUGAGAUUAAAGUGUGCAAGUCAUUGUUCCUCGUCACAGAGGCCAUUUUAAUUAACGGAGUCUCCUCACAGACGACACGCGACGCAUAACCGCGUUUAACUUUGGUUUAAGCUUAAACAUUACAACAUAUUUCGGUGUGGUGAAAUUCGAGUGCUGCAAUUACAAUGGCGAAAGGUGAUCCAGGAAAGCCCAAAGGCAAGAUGUCUGCCUAUGCUUAUUUUGUGAAGACGUGUCGUGAAGAACACAACAAGAAAAACCCUGGCGUCACGGUCAACUUUUCCGAAUUUUCCAAAAAAUGCUCCGAGCGGUGGAAAACCAUGUCGCCAAAAGAGAAGACUAAAUUUGACGACAUGGCCAAACAGGACAAGGCCCGUUACGACCAAGAAAUGAUGACCUACAAUCCAGGAAAGAAAACGAGUCGGAAACAGAAGAAGGACCCCAAUGCUCCAAGGCGGCCACCGUCAGGGUUUUUCCUGUUCUGUUCAGAGAAGAGGCCUAGCAUCAAAGCCCAGUACCCGAACCUGGGCAUUGGAGAUGUAGCCAAGAGACUGGGUGAGAUGUGGAACAAUCUCUCUGAUUCGGAGAAGGAACCCUUCCAGUCAAAAGCCACCAAACUGAAGGACAAAUAUCAGAAGGACAUGGCUGAUUACAAAGGAAAGGGCAAAGGAAGUGGAGGAGCAUCAUCUGCCAAACCAAAACCCAAACCGGCCGCUGCUGCUGAUGACGACGACGAUGAGGAUGAAGAUGACGAAGAGGAGGAGGAUGAAGAUGAUGACGACGAUGAGGAUGACUAAAGAACUUUGUAUCUUAAUCGGGCAGUAUGAGUUGUGUUUGUUCGCUGCCAAUGAGUUUCAGUUGAGUCCGGUUCUAACAGGUCUUGGUGUCAAAGCUGCUAUACACUGAUCACCAGUAGAGACGCCCAAUGCAUGCAAGCUCUGACUACAGCCAACCAAACUCUCUCAGUGUUGGGUUGCUGGCGGUCUUAUGUUUUUAAGCUUGCUAUUAUGUAUUGGCAAAAGUAAAAUUUCCACACCGUUCAAGAAUUAUACCAGUGGUAGCAGUGCAUACUCUUUUAAAACUAUUUAAGGUGGUGUGUCUCUGUAUGGCUGUUGACUUCUUUUUUUUAUUUUCUGUUCUCCCAGCUUUCAAAAUGCACAGUUUCUUGGAUAAUAAUCCCAUCUGUUUUCUGAUUGGCCCCGUAGGCUUCCUGCGUUGUUAAAAAUGUAAUGUGUGAUGUAUUAUUAUUAUUAAUAUUAUUAUUAUUUGUGUAAUUUCGAACGAUUACAUUCGAUCAUUUUAUGUGUAGAGAGUAUGGGGGAGAUUUCUGCUUUAUCCAGAUGCAAGUGUUCAAAACUUCAGCUCGGAAAGCUCUUAUUUGCACCUUCGAUUUGUUACUUUUUUAUGUAUAGGUGACACUGGGAUUUGAAAUAAACAUGGCAUUUUUAGAUCUCCAA
Molecule: messenger RNA, 1540 nt
Organism: Misgurnus anguillicaudatus (oriental weatherfish)
Lineage: Eukaryota; Metazoa; Chordata; Actinopteri; Cypriniformes; Cobitidae
Gene: hmgb3b
Product: high mobility group box 3b
Cellular component (GO): nucleus
Molecular function (GO): DNA binding
Source: RefSeq, a predicted model, not a curated record